UUAAAAAAAAAAGCCAACAUUUUGAUUUACAUACAAAUAUAUAUAUUUUUUAAACUAAAUAAGCAUGGAUAAACUAUAUGUUGAAUCAGAUCAUACAGAUGGACCACAAAAAAUUGAACUUAUGAGCAACAGUGAUACUGAAGACAUCGAAGAACAUGAAUUCACAAAAUUAACUGAUAUAAAUAGAAAGAAGAUUCCGAAUUAUAUUGUACCACCUUAUAACGUGACUCCUCUCAUGUCCUACAAUGAUGAACGCGCCAUAGAACUUGUUUCCGUUAACCGUAAUUCUACUCUGCGAGAACGUUGGCAUAAUUAUCUGACGUCCAAGCGUCAAAGACCUGCUAAACUGCAAUUAUUUAGAGACACGCUGCAGGAAAUGCCAAAACCUCGUAAAUUUAAUUUGAACGGUCAGUUUUACGAUGCUAUGAAUAGACUAUGCCCUGUUCCGUUUAUUCCCAAAGUUACCAAUAAGGUGCAGAAGACUGCAGAAGAAACUAACGGAAAAUAAAUAAGCGUUAUAUAAUUCGAGCUUUGAACAAUCAUUCUUAAGCUAAGAAGGAUGUCGUUUUUGUGUACACUUUUCCUUAUGAUGUGAUUAUUCCUUUGAAAGAAGGCAUCUUUAUAUUUUUUAUGUUUAAUAAUGUGCUUAAUAAAUUAAAUAAUGCUUUUAGACAUCUGGAAUACCGUUUGUAUAUAUAUUUA
Teleopsis dalmanni is the source of this 702-nucleotide messenger RNA. RefSeq lists its product as uncharacterized. Lineage: Eukaryota; Metazoa; Arthropoda; Insecta; Diptera; Diopsidae. The record is from RefSeq and is a predicted model, not a curated record. The transcript has 3 exons. The coding region runs from base 65 to 508 and encodes 147 amino acids.